This is a messenger RNA of Xenopus laevis (African clawed frog), 2612 nucleotides long. It is a transcript of the gene appl2.L, whose product is annotated as adaptor protein, phosphotyrosine interacting with PH domain and leucine zipper 2 L homeolog. NCBI's taxonomy places the organism in Eukaryota, Metazoa, Chordata, Amphibia, Anura, Pipidae. The record is from RefSeq and is marked provisional. Gene Ontology annotation, cellular component: endosome membrane; cytoplasmic vesicle membrane; nucleus. Gene Ontology annotation, biological process: signaling; cellular response to growth factor stimulus; homeostatic process.
CAACAUGCCUGCUGUGGAUAAGCUGCUGUUGGAAGAGGCUUUGCAAGACAGCCCCCAGACUCGGUCCCUACUCAGCGUAUUUGAGGAAGAUGCAGGAACUCUUACAGACUAUACAAACCAGCUGCUCCAGACAAUGCAGCGCGUAUAUGGGGCUCAGAAUGAAAUGUGUUUGGCAACACAGCAGCUCUCCAGACAGCUCCUUGCAUAUGAAAAACAGAACUUUGCACUAGGUAAAGGUGACGAAGAAGUGAUAUCAACUCUUCAGUACUUUGCAUCUGCAAUAGAUGAGCUAAAUGUGCUCCAUACAGAACUUGCAAAGCACCUAGCAGACAACAUGGUGCUUCCUUUAAUCCAGUUCCGUGAAAAAGACCUCACAGAAGUAAGCACAUUAAAAGAUCUCUUCCUCAUUGCAAGCAAUGAGCAUGAUUUGUCAAUGGCAAAGUACAGCAGAUUGCCAAAAAGAAGAGAAAAUGAAAAGGUAAAAUCAGAAGUAGCAAAAGAAGUGGCGUCUUCAAGAAGAAAGCAGCACCUCUCCUCCCUUCAAUACUAUUGUGCCUUAAAUGCUCUUCAGUACAGGAAGAGAAUAGCAAUGCUAGAUCCAAUAUUAGGAUAUGCUGAAGGCCAGAUUUCUUUUUUGAAGAAAGGGUCUGAAUUGUUUUCUAAGAAAAUGGACGGAGUUCUUUCUUCUAUGUCGAGUAUGAAUCAGCGGAUACAAGGAGAAUUAGAUGCAGAAGCAGAAUCCAUGAGAAUUUCCCAACGUGAGCUGCUGUCAGUCAAUGAUUCUGUGUACGUUCCAGAUUAUGAUGUUGCCUCACCUAAUAUUAACAGAAACCUCAUCCAGAAGGCUGGUUAUCUGAACAUGCGAAGUAAAACAGGCCUUGUAACCACAUCAUGGGAAAGAUUGUAUUUCUUCACGCAAGGAGGGAACCUGAUGUGUCAGCACAGAGGGGAAGUGGCUGGAGGAUUAAUUCAGGACUUAGACAACUGUUCUGUCAUGGCUGUGGAUUGUGAAGACAGAAGAUACUGUUUUCAGAUCACUUCUCCUUCUGGCAAAUCGAAUAUUAUUCUGCAAGCAGAAGGGAAAAGAGAAUAUGAAGAGUGGAUUUCUGCUAUCAACAAUAUCUCCAGGCAGAUCUAUUUAACAGAUAAUCCUGAGGCAGUGGCCAUCAGGCUAAACCAGACCGCACUACAGGCAGUGACUCCUAUUACCAGUUUUGAGAAAAAGACUGAAACUGCUCAGUCCAGUGAGAGUAUUAAAGUGACGGCACCUCAACGUGAGAGCAGUGCCACAGAGGAACCACUGCAUGAAUUUGAGCCAGAACAGCUGAUUGCUCCCGGGACUCCUAUUCAGUUUGAUAUUGUUCUGCCUGCUAUGGAAUUCCAGGACCAAAACAGAAGCAGCAGACGCACCAAUCCUUUUGGAGAGUCUGAAAAUAAAGAUGGAUCGGCUGCUGAUGAAGGGCUACUGUUGCAGCAGUUGUUUGCCGUUCGCUUCUUGGGGUCAAUGGCUGUUAAAUCUGACUCUACUAACAAGGUCAUCUUUGAAGCCAUGAGACAAGUCUUGGCGGCCCGGGCUAUCCACAAUAUCUUUCGCAUGACAGAAUCUCACUUGAUGGUCAACAGCAAGAAUAUCAGAUUAAUAGAUCCCCAAACGCAAGUCACAAGGAUAAGUUUUGACAUUGACAACAUCACCCAGUUUGCUGCUCAUCAGGAGAACAGGCGAUUGGUUGGAUUUGUGUUUUCAACUCCUGAAGCUUCUGGAGAAGCAUCUCUCAGUGUUUAUGUUCUUGAGAGCAACACCGAGGGCGAAAAGAUCUGCAAUGCCAUUAACUUGGCAAAAGGAAUAGCUGCGGCACAGGAGGACCCAGAAGCACUGGCACUGCUCAGGUCCUCUGUUCCUUUAUCAAAUGAUGGAAAGUUUAUGCUCCUGAAUGAGCAGACAGAGGAGAAUGGCCUUAUCGAUGGUAAAGAGGAGCCGGAAUCAGAAGCCUAACACCUCAGUUUAAAACCUUAGCCUCUCUUCAUUCUCUCUGUUUUUAUACAGACUGUUGUGACAUUUGGUGGAAGCUGUACUAGUCAUUCAGUUGUUAAUGAAAGUGAUUAAUUUGCUAACAGUAGCUGUUUACCUUAUAGAGAUAUCAGCUAAGCUCACUAAGGAAGCAGAAAUGACCAGCCGGCAUGGAUUUAGCGAUAUCUCUGCACCACAAAUUGCACUUUUGAUUAAAAGGGAUGUCCGCCCAAAUCAUGCUUUUAUUUGUUUUGCAUAUUACAGAAAUUACAUUCCAAGCAACUUCCCAUUAGUUAUUCAAAUCUUUCAGCAAUUUGUAUUUUUUUUUUUUUUUUUGGUAAACGACUAAGCAUAGGAAAGCAGUUUUACUGUUCCCUCCUCUGCUUUUUUGACUUUUACCACUGUAUUAAAAAAACAGGGGAUUCUAUGGGCGGACACCCCCUUUAAAUUAUUUUUACUUUUCCCUUAUAGAAAUUUGUAGUAUAAGGAAUAAUUUAACCUUCUCUGUACACUACAUUUGCCUCUCCCCUUAUAAGUUUAAUUUGGAGGAAAGUUAAUGGUUUAUGUACUCUAUUACCUCGUAUUAAAGGUUUUUUUUAACUUG